This is a messenger RNA of Hirsutella rhossiliensis, 936 nucleotides long. RefSeq names its product DDE superfamily endonuclease domain-containing protein. Bases 1 to 936 code for a protein of 311 amino acids. The transcript is spliced from 5 exons. Lineage: Eukaryota; Fungi; Ascomycota; Sordariomycetes; Hypocreales; Ophiocordycipitaceae. The record is from RefSeq and is a predicted model, not a curated record. Gene Ontology annotation, molecular function: DNA binding.
AUGACGGAAAUUCGAGACCAAUCGAUUCCACGCGAAGAACGGGUCCUGCUCGCCGUGAAGGCCUAUCAGCAAGGCCAAUUCGACAGCGCCCACAAGGCCGCGACGGCAUACGAUGUCCCUCAAUCGACAGUCUCUGCUCGACUGCGCGAGACUGCCCUCGUACAAUGGGUCUUGUCGAUGGACGAGCGAGGGAUGCCGCCGACAGUGGUCUACACUCGCCGCAUGGCCAACUUGUUGCUUUCGGAGCGCUGCCAAGAAACUGUCGGCGAAAAUUGGAUGAUGCAAGAAUGGUACGAUCGGGUGGCAAUGGCGAAACAGAAAUGGGGGAUUCUUGAUGAGGAUGUCUACAACUUCGAUGAGACGGGUUUUCAAAUGGGAGUCAUUGCGUCGGCAAGACCAGGAAAUCGAGAAUGGGUUACCGUAAUUGAAUCUAUUAAUUGCCAAGGUUGGGCUUUGCCGGCGAUGGUCAUCUUCCAGGGCAAGGUGCACCAAGCAAGCUGGUACGAGGCAGAUGUGCCCAAGGACUGGCAGAUUGCCCCUCUGGAUGUCGGGUGCUUUUCGCCUUUGAAAACGAUAUAUGGGCGGAAUGUUCAAGAGAAGAUGCUCGCAGGGGUCAACCACAUCGAUAAAGAGGACUUCCUGCUUCUGUACAUCGAGGCCCGCCGACAAGCGCUCUCCCCGUCGAACAUCCGAAGUGGAUUCAUGGCCACAGGCCUUUCCCCAUUCAAUCCGACCCGGGUUCUGUCACGGUUACUAGUUCAGGUUGACAGGAAUGGCAACGACAAUGCCAACGAUGACGGCGACAAGCACACCCAAGCCCCAGAAAGCUUGAAGCCCACAAGACCCCUUGCAAUGUUAGCCAGCUUACCACUCACGUGGAAGGACUUCUUCAGCGCCGGCCACAAAAUGCGGGCACGCCGGUCUCACAAGCCAUAA